GUAGUGCAACCUUGACAGUCUUGGCAGCACUGUUACAUCAUACACCUGUAACUGCGUACUGCUUUCCGAUAAACCUGCUGUGCAUGAGCAUGGACCUGUAUGGUUUUUCAACGUCACCGUGUCCUGCGCAGGUGCAGCUGCAAGCUCCGCGUUUGCGCGUUUGUCGACCCGGCAGCACCGUGCGAUUGCCGCCAGUUUUUCAGAUCCGGCCUGCAUUGCGAAAGCAGGGCUCCGGUGGCAUCGCAGCUCGACGAACGGCCUCGCGCAGUGAGGUGUCUACGAAGGAGCAAUUGCUAGAGGCGUGGAAGCUGCUGCCAGACGGCCGCUUCCGUGGCAAGCUGAGUUCCGGUGUCAUGGUGGAGUUUCGUGGCGAGCUAGUCGGGCCCGAGGAUCCCGGGGUCGUGAUCGGACCCAAGGGGGUGCGCUACGUGCUGGGCGAGGCCGCGCCAACGCCGGCAGCACCAAAGGAGGAAGCAGCUGGGAACGACAGUCUAGUGAAGGCAGCCGUCGCAGGAGCCGGGGCAGCAGUCGCAGCCGUGGUUGCCUACUUGGUCUUGCCAGGGAUGCUCCAGACAUCUCCAGUGGUCUCCGGAUCCGGCUCACCAGUCACGAGAACCAAUGUGACGAUUGUUGAGACCAAGAAAACACUUCCUGACGGGUCUACGGCCAAAAUCGUUGACCGCACAGUGAGGCGUGAGAGGAAUGUUCCCGGCAAAGGUCCGGUCGUUACGGAGCGGACAACUCGAACCGAGAAGGCCCUUGGUUUGUCAGGAAGUGCCGAGUAUUUCCCAAUCUCGAUGCGCGUGCCGCCCGAACCUGCAGCUGAGCAAGUCGAUCGAGCUGUGGAGAGGCCACGUCGACGUUUGAGGCGGCUGGCCGAGGAGAGGUCAGAGUCGGGGCUCUUUUGGGAUGCGCCGGAGGGCGAAAGGCCACACGUACAAGCCGGCAACAUCGACCUUUCCGGCGAGGCCCCACCUCCGAGCCUUCCCCGGGUCGGCGCUCCCUUCCGGUUUCAGUGGCGCGCGGGGCCCACUGAUGCAAAGGCCCCGGAGCCCUCGCUGGAGCCGGUGGCGGCUUCAGAGUCAGCGAGCGGAUCCGGAGGAUCAGCCAGACCCAAGGAGGGAUCGAGCGUCGGAGACGGCCUGGAGACGGAGGCUGUAGAACUCCUGUCCUCGCCGCCGCUUCAAGCGCAGCGCGUGCCGGAAGACUUGGGAAGACGGCCGGGAGAUCUCGAGAGCAGCCCAGCUCGUCGACGUCUGCCUCACAGCUUUGCUUCCCAGCCUUCCGCAGCAUCCAUGCUCCCAGUGCUGGAGAUCCCUGAGAGCGACAGGCCCGACCUUGCAGCGGUGCUCAUCGACGAAGGGACGGAAGAGGAG
Messenger RNA from Symbiodinium necroappetens, 1376 nucleotides. Lineage: Eukaryota; Dinophyceae; Suessiales; Symbiodiniaceae. The record is from the annotation of a GenBank genome assembly.